This is a messenger RNA of Lolium perenne, 2507 nucleotides long. Its product is annotated as probable cytosolic oligopeptidase A. The record is from RefSeq and is a predicted model, not a curated record. Gene Ontology annotation, biological process: peptide metabolic process; proteolysis. Gene Ontology annotation, molecular function: metalloendopeptidase activity. Lineage: Eukaryota; Viridiplantae; Streptophyta; Magnoliopsida; Poales; Poaceae.
GCGCAGCCCCAUCUUCUUCCUCGUGGUCGCGGCCAUGCUCCCCAUCAUCAUCUCCUCCUCCGUGUCCCGCCUCCUCGUCCCCGCGCUCGCUAGCCCUUCUCCUAGCCGAGCGGCCAACCGCCUCCUCCUCCUCUCCGUCCUCCCUUCCUCCUCCCCGCUCCGCGCCUUCUGCCCCCUCCCACGCCCCUCCGCCCGCGCCACCUGCUCCGCCGCCAUGGCGGAAGCCGCCGACAACCCGCUCCUCGCCGACUUCGACUUCCCGCCAUUCGACGCCGUCCAGCCCGCCCACGUCCGCCCCGGGAUCCGCGCCCUCCUCGCCCGCCUCGAGGCCGAGCUGGAGGCGCUCGAGAAGGGCGUGGAGCCGGUCUGGGCCAAGCUCGUCGUCCCGCUCGAGCGCAUCACCGACAGCCUCGACGUCGUAUGGAACGUCGUCGACCACCUCAAGGCCGUCAAGGACUCGCCAGACCUCCGCGCAGCGGUAGAGGACGUGCAGCCAGACAAGGUCAAGUUCUAUCUCAGGCUGGGCCAGAGCAAGCCCAUAUACCAAGCCUUCAACGCCAUCAGGAACUCUUCGGAAUGGGACAGCCUCAGCGAUGCUCGCAAGCGUGUCGUACAAGGCCAAAUAAAAGAUGCUGUUCUUGGUGGAGUCGCACUCGAGGAUGAACAGAGGGAAAAGUUUAAUCACAUCCAGCAAGAGCUUGAAAAGCUCACAGAGAAGUUCAGUGAAAAUGUGCUAGAUGCAACAAAGAAGUUUGAGAAAUUGAUUACUGAUAAGAAACAAAUCGAUGGCUUGCCUGCUUCAGCCCUCGGCUUAGCAGCGCAAACUGCCGUGUCAAAGGGUCAUGAAAAUGCUACAGCUGACAAUGGACCUUGGGUCAUUACACUGGAUGCACCGAGCUUUUCAGCAGUUAUGCAACAUGCGAAGAACAGAGCUCUGCGUGAAGAGGUUUAUCGUGCCUAUCUGACCCGUGCCUCGAGUGGAGAUCUUGAUAACACCGAUAUCAUAACUCAGAUCCUAAAGUUGAGGCUAGAGAAGGCUAAACUACUUGGCUACAAGAACUACGCUGAGGUAAGCUUGGCUCGGAAAAUGGCGACUGUUGACCGGGUGCAAGAGCUUCUUGAGAAAAUCCGGGCUGCUUCUUGGGAUCAUGCUGUUCAAGAUAUGGAAGACCUGAAAGCCUUUGUGAAGGAUUCUGGUUCUGCAGAAGCCAAUGAUCUGGCAAACUGGGACCUUAACUUCUGGAGUGAACGACUACGAGAAUCUAAAUAUGACAUCGAUGAGGAAUCACUGCGUCCUUACUUUGCCCUACCCAAGGUUAUGGAUGGCCUCUUCAGUCUUGCAAAUAAGCUAUUUGGUAUAAACGUUGAACCUGCAGAUGGAUUAGCUCCUGUUUGGAAUAGCGAUGUCAAAUUUUAUUGUGUCAAGGAUUCUUCCAAUAGUCCUGUUGCUUACUUUUACUUCGAUCCAUAUUCAAGACCAUCUGAAAAACGUGGUGGGGCUUGGAUGAAUGUGGUUUUUUCUCGUAGUCGCGUGCUCGCUCGCAAUGGAUCGUCUGUAAGGCUGCCUGUUGCCCAUAUGGUGUGUAAUCAGAUGCCACCAGUUGGCGAUAAGCCCAGUCUUAUGACCUUCCGUGAGGUUGAAACUGUGUUCCAUGAGUUUGGUCAUGCGCUGCAGCAUAUGCUUACCACACAAGAUGAAGCCUUUGUUGCUGGUAUCAGUGGGAUAGAGUGGGAUGCUGUAGAGUUACCCUCUCAAUUCAUGGAAAACUGGUGCUAUCACAAGGAGACUCUUUUGAGCAUCGCAAAGCAUUAUGAAACCGGUGAAGUUCUUCCAGAGGAAAUUUAUGCUAAGCUUGUGGCUGCAAAGAAUUUCCGUGCUGGCUCCUUCAGUCUCCGUCAGAUACGUUUCGCUAGUGUAGAUAUGGAGCUGCAUACGACUUAUGAUCCCAGUGGACCAGUGUCCGUGUAUGAUGUUGACCGGAAAGUUGCAGAACGAACCCAAGUUCUUGCUCCUCUGCCGGAGGACAGAUUCCUGUGUGGAUUUAGCCAUAUUUUUGCAGGUGGCUAUGCAGCAGGGUACUACAGUUACAAGUGGGCUGAAGUGUUAUCAGCUGAUGCAUUCUCAGCAUUUGAAGAUGCUGGUCUGGACAAUGAGAAGGCAAUCGAGGAAACCGGGAGACGGUUCAGGGACACAGUUCUUGCACUCGGAGGUGGAAAGUCUCCGCUUGAGGUUUUUGUUUCUUUCCGAGGCCGGGAGCCCUCGCCUGAACCGCUGCUCAGGCACAACGGACUGCUGCCUGUUGCUGCAUAGUCAUUCCUUAUUUUUUUUUCGUACUUUGCAUCCUGAUGAUAUAAUGUAGAGUACUUCGCCUGUUGCUGAACAAUUGUCGGAAUUUUUCUGCUGCCUAUUUCACUACUAGUUUGCAUGUCACCCUAUUUUAGAUUGUGAGAUCCGUGCAAGAGUUCAUAUUUUUUUUAAACUUAAUAAUUCAAGUUUUUUGUGCCAA